Messenger RNA from Entamoeba nuttalli P19, 4050 nucleotides. RefSeq lists its product as hypothetical. Lineage: Eukaryota; Evosea; Mastigamoebida; Endamoebidae. The record is from RefSeq and is a predicted model, not a curated record. Gene Ontology annotation, biological process: small GTPase-mediated signal transduction; positive regulation of GTPase activity. Gene Ontology annotation, molecular function: guanyl-nucleotide exchange factor activity. The transcript is spliced from 2 exons. The coding region runs from base 1 to 4050 and encodes 1349 amino acids.
AUGCUAACGUCUUCUCGUUCUCCUUCUCCUUCUUUAACGAGAAAUUCAAGUGCUGUUCAUUCUAAAAUAUCUGUUUUAGGAUCAUCCACACACCGUUUAUCUUCAAGACUAAAAAGAACAUUAGAUUCUUAUGAACAAGAAAAAGACAUACCGCCAACACCAAGAAAAGGAGAUCAUUCACAAACAGGGUCAGACACUCCAAAAAAAAGUACAGUAUAUUCUGAACGGUUAUCAGGGUUAGGGAGAUUAAAGUCUUCAAAUCUUAAUACAAAUAAGAUAGUUAAUUGCAAUAAUACAGUUGAUAACUUAGUUAUUGACAUUGCAUUGAUUUCAAUGGAUUUUUUAGAAACAACUAUUGGGGUAUUAGUUAAUGCAGAAAAUACACAAGCACUUGAAAGAGCACAAGAAAUUAUUUCAUCAGUAUUAUUCGAAGUUAAACCAACAGAAAACUAUUUACCUAGUUUAUAUGAAUUUAUAAGAAGUAUGAUUACUACAUAUAGAGAUUUUAUUUUUAAAAGACCAAAUAUUGCUACAAUAGUUAAUGCUACAAGUGCUUUAUCAGAACUUCAAAUUAAUAAUGUUCAUAAUAUUGAAAAAUCAAUUCAAGGACUAUUUGAUUUAGCAAAAAAAUAUCAUGAUAACUUUGAUACUAAAUUACAAAAAUGUAUAGAACUUUCUCUGGAUGAAGGAGUCAGAAGAAACAAAUCAUUACAAAGAGUACAACAAUUAUAUAAAGCUGUAGACGCGGGAGAUCUUGAUGUUUUUAUUACAUUUGUAUAUGAUUAUAUUAAUAUUUUAAAUAGAUUAUUUGAUUUUAUACUAAAUGCAGAACCAACAGUAAUAAAUGGAUAUAUUGAAAUGAAGAGAGAUUUUGUGGCUAUGCUUAGAAAGAAUGAAAGUGUUAAUAUGCUUAAAGAAUGGAUUGAUUUUAUUAGAGAGAAAAUUGAAACAACAAACGAAACUCUUGUAAGCUUUUUAAUUGAAAAGAAACAAAUUAUUGAAAGUGAUUAUGAAAUGUGUAUCCACAAAAUGAAUCAAUUAGAAGGUCAUUGUGAUGUUGAUAAAAGAGAUAUGGAAGAUUUAGAAGAAAAAUGUAAAAUUAAUAAAAAAAUAGGAGAACAACUAUUAGACUGGGCAAAGAAGUCACUUUCUAUUGAUAGUUGUGAUUUAGAAUCUUUUAAUGAUGUCCAAUUAAUUAGAAAAAUUGAAGACUUAGAAAAAGAACAAACAAAAAGGACAAAUGAAAUUAAAAAUAUACUUGAUGAGUAUACUUCUUUUGAUGAAACUCUAACUGCAUUUAAAUUAACUUCUAACCCAUUAUUCCCUGUUACUAGUCAAGAAAUGACUGAUGGAGUUAGAAAGGUUCUUCAAUUACAUCAGUCACGAAUUAAAGCUGUAAAUAAUCAUUUACAAACAAGAACAUCUUAUGGCUCAGAAAAAGAAAGAUAUACUAAUAAAGUUCAAACAUUUGAAGGUAUUAUUUAUAAAAGAUUUAUAGAUUUAUGUACUGAAGUAUAUGGAAUGCCAAUUGAUGCUAAUUUUUUAAAAGAAUCAAUUGAUAAGUUUAAGUCAUUAAACCAUUUAUAUAAUAACAAUGUUAAUAAAUUAGAAGAUAAAAAAGAAAAAAUGGGUGGAUUAAAACCGUCAUGGGAAGUUGCUUAUUGUAGUUGGGAAGAAAGUAUUAAUUGUGCCAUAUCAGUUGUUGAAUGGUUAGCACAAUUAAUUGAGAAUGUUAAAAGUAAUGAAGAAAAUAUAUUACAAAUGAAGAAAUGGUAUGAAAAUGAACGUGUGUUUAUUACAACUGUAGUAUCAACAUAUUUAUGGGAUGGGUUAUAUAUAUCACUUGCAAAAGUAACAAUGAGAGAAUCAAAUGAUUAUUUAAAGAUACUUGCUAAAGUUUCUCAAUAUUUAUUAGACCAUGUAGAAGAAGCAGAAAAUCAAUAUGAAAAUGCAGGAACAUUAUUACAAGAAUUAAGAAAAAGAAAGAAAUUACCUUUAGGAUUUAAAUUCCUUCAAGUGAUUCAAGAAAAAGACUUUGAAAAAAUUCAAAUGACUUUUGAAUUGUAUGACGCUAAGUGGAAGGAAGAAGAGAAAGUUGAAAAAAUUAGAAAAGACUAUGCAGCAUUAUUUGAAGAAUUUUUUAAUGAAACUGAUAAAAUUAUUGAUGAAGAACCAUCAAAAGUUCCUGCUAUAGUUAUACAAAAAGUGCAAAACCUAAGAGACAAAUUACUCAUUUAUGAUGAACAGAAAAUAGAUAAACUAAACAGAUACUGUGACUUAAAAAGAAGUGAACAAACAGUUUGGGGAAGGUGCUCUGCUUUAGGUAUUCCUGAAAAAGAAAUAAAACAAGAAAAAGAAAAUAAUGGUAUUAAAUCUCCAAGAAGUCCUCGGACAUCUAUCUAUACCCAAAAAAAUAUCCCAUCAAAUUCAGUUCUUGUUACUCAAGGUUUACCAAGAGCAACAAGAAGAGGAGAUGAGAACCGUGAUAUUAUAGGUUUCUUUAUGAAUGGAGACGAAAAAGUUAAGGUUGAUUCAUUCCAUGACUUUUCUUAUGGUCAAAGAGAUGCAUUUGAUGAUGACCUGAAAAUUGUACAAGACGACAUUAUUAAAAUAUUAAAGAACUUAAAUAAUUUAAAUGCAUUAUUAAAUGAUUCAAGAGAUCCUCAAUUUGUUCUUGAAAGGUAUUACCAAUUUGCUAUGGAUUAUGUUUCUGCACCUCAAUUACAUAUGACUUGGAUUGCUAAAUUAGCACAACAACAUAGACUAAAAGAACAACAUAUUGAAGCAGGAUUAUGUGAGGUUCAUUUGGUCUUAUUCAUUCAUCACCUAUUACCAGAAGAAUUAGUAUCAAUCAACGUAGAUGUUUUGAGCACAACAUUUGGUAAAUUUGUUCCAAACACUUCUGUCCCUCCUAGUCCACAAUUUACUGCUCGUCUUACAGAGGAUAUGAUUCUUCAACAUAUUACUGCUGCUUGUCAUGACUUUGAAAAUGGAAAAAUUCCAUGGUAUGGGUUAAUGGUAGCAUCAGUUGUUAUCCCUUAUUAUAUUAAAAAGAACAAAUACAAAGAAUUGGGUUAUAUUCAUGACUUUGUUAAUAGGAUGUACGCUAUGAUGGUUGAUAAAAAUUGUGAUGGAAUUGUUAAGGAUUUUAUUCAAUUUUAUUAUGUUAGGCUGUUUGGAACUGUCUUUGGAGAUUAUUUAAAUGGUAAGUCGUUUAUAUAUGCUUCAACUAAAGAAAGAAUGUCUUAUUUAUUGAAAGAAACAAAUGACAUUCUUCCUCCAACAUAUAAAGGAGAAAAACAUUUCUUACGUUCGUUAGACCAAAUCACUGAAAAAGUUAUUAAAUCUGAAAAUGAGUGUAAUAUACUUUGGACUCAAGUUCAACCAGUUUAUGAUAAAGGUGAUUUUAUUCAAUAUAGCUCAACAUUUAAUUGUGAUGAAUUAUGUCUAUCAAAAGAAGCAAGUGAGGUAGAAGGUAUUUCACUUCAAAAUGCAUCAGUACUAAGUUUAUGCAAAAAGAGAAUAGUAAUAAGAACUCGUUUUGUAUUACCAAGCCUUUUAACAAGACACGUUGUUGAAAGUGAGGAAGUUGUUUAUUUAACUUCUAUUGAAAUUAUUAUUGAAGAGAUAGAAAAAAGAAAGAAGAACAUUGAUUAUUUUCUUUCAGAAAGUAAGAAAUUCUUCCAAGAUGUCGAUUUUGGUAUUGUUUCUUCAUUACAAAAGAGUAUUGGGGAUUUUUUCUUUGGUUCUACUGAUGUACAAGUAGGAAAAUUAAAUAGGUUUAAUACAAUCAAAAUUAUUGAUGUAUUAAAUAAAUUUUUCUCUGAUUUAAAUCAAUUUGAAUUUACCUUAUACUUACAACUUUAUGACAUUAUUAAAGAAUGCACAAAUUGUUGUGCUGAAGCGUUGGCAAUUGUUAAAGAAAAUACAAAGAUUAGAAAAAGUAGUGCAAACCUAGAAAAGAUAGAAAGGCAACUACCAAGAGUUGAACGAGUUCUUGAUGAUAUUGACAAAAGGCUAGAAGAAAGAAAGGAACAAAACAUAUUGUAA